Molecule: messenger RNA, 663 nt
Organism: Fomitopsis serialis
Lineage: Eukaryota; Fungi; Basidiomycota; Agaricomycetes; Polyporales; Fomitopsidaceae
Exons: 2
Source: RefSeq, a predicted model, not a curated record
AUUACCACACCCUGCAUGGACUGGAUCCCCGAGUUUCCGCGAAUCUCCGGGCGAGAGAUCGUUACAUUUAGUGACGGCCUCUGGGGACCGCAGGAGUACACACGCUGGCCUCAGUUGUACAACGAACGAUGCAUUCACCACGCCUGUAUCCCCCUUCGAGGGUCCGAGUAUGCGCCGGGGUCGCAGGUGUACGAAGGACUGGGUUACGAUCCGUGGGAGGAGUCGAGGACAUGCGGUGUUCUCGGGUUUGGGUAUCUGAAGGGGGAGAUCCUCACUGAAAUGUGCACAAUCGCAAUCGCGGUCAUUUCACGUUACGAGGGGGCUGAAACCGCCGCGCGGCUUGAUCGACGGCUAGGCGCGAUGUUAUGCCUCCUCCUGAGGAAUGCUGUGGACCGUCUCAGAGCACUCCCCAGCACCGACCUGCACGCUCUAGUCACCGCCAGAAUGGCUCACCGUCUGAUGCUCGAGCUGUCCGGUCUGACGGUUUAUUAUACCUUCAUUGUCACUCGGAUCGCCAACACACACACCCAUGCCACCUCUGUGUUGAAGGUCCUUGGCGCGUUCGUCCGAAACGAUACUGCUGCCCAACUCUUUCAUCGUAUCGGCCUUCCAUUUUGGUACAUACGGCCAUGGACCGCUGGGCUCUGUAUCCGCCGGGUGGUC